This is a messenger RNA of Lodderomyces jiufengensis, 327 nucleotides long. RefSeq lists its product as uncharacterized. The record is from RefSeq and is a predicted model, not a curated record. Bases 1 to 327 code for a protein of 108 amino acids. Lineage: Eukaryota; Fungi; Ascomycota; Pichiomycetes; Serinales; Debaryomycetaceae. The transcript has a single exon. Gene Ontology annotation, cellular component: membrane.
AUGGAACAUCCAGCAUUUACAUUAUCAGGUCUUUGUGCCGUUGGUGGUUUAAUGGGUUAUUUUCGUAAAGGUUCAUUACCAUCAUUAGUUGCAGGUUUAGCAGUUUCAACAUUAUAUGGAUAUUCAGGAUAUUUAUUAAAAAAUAAUUCAAAUUAUGGAUUAGAAUUAGCUGUUGGAACAAGUUCAUUAUUAUUUAUUGCUGGAUUAUCAAGAGCUAUUCCUACUGGAUUUCAAAAACCUAUUCCUUUAUUAUUAUUAGUUUUAGGUGGUGUUUCUACUGGUUAUUAUUUAAAAAAAUAUAAUGAAUUUUAUCCAUUUUUAUCAUAA